AUGAUUAUUAUACUAAUGUUGUUGGCUAUGCUACACACCGGAUUGGCAACCAUCGCUGGAUACGAAAAAUUGGAAAACAAUUUCCUUAAAAAAUUGGGUUUAAGCCAAAGACCUGUGGUAGAAAAGGAUUUGGAAAUACCAUCUGCCACAAUGGAGCUGUAUAAUUCGAUGUCAAAUGCAACGUCAACACAUAUUCCUAUUCCUGGUUUGCACACAACUUCCGCUAAUACUGCUAAGACAUAUUACAACAAAGGAUCUCCAAUUAAUUCUAAGUCUAAAAGAUAUAGAUUACAGUUCGAUAUAGAUUCUAUACCGGAAAAAGAACAGUUUAAAGCUGCUGAAGUACGUUUUUCUAUGUUAUACGAUAAUGUUACACAAAAUGAAGAAUUUAUUCAUGUGGUUAUACAAGAUAUAAUCCAACCUGGCAUAAAGGGAGUAUCAAAACCUGUUCUCAGAAUUAUCGAUUCAAAAUCAAUUAAUAUGUCAAAAGUUUCAAAGUCAGAAAGUUUUGAUGUAACACCUUUCAUAGAAAGACUGUUGAAAAAUAAGUUUAAAGACAACAAUGGUUUACUCGUACAAUGCAUCAAGUUUUCUGGUAGUCAGAUAAAUUUGCUCAACGUCUUUGAUUUCAUGUCACCUGAAAAGGCUUUACUACUUGUCUACACCGAUGAUGGAACAAGUGAGAAGAGCUCGCUGGAACAGAUGAUGCAGCGCAGCAAACGGUCGGUCGCUCAAUUGGGAGGGUCACAGAAGAAAACGAAAAAGAAAAUCUGUCAGCGGUAUUCGAUGUACGUGGACUUCAAAGAGGUCGGGUUCAGCGAUUGGAUUAAAGCGCCGCCGGGAUACGAAGCGUUCUAUUGCCAUGGAAAGUGUUCGUUCCCGUUAGCCAGUCACAUUAACGCGUCCAAUCACGCGGUCAUGCAGACGUUGAUGCACACCUUUAACCCGUCGCUGGUUCCCCUAACGUGCUGUGUACCGACCAAACAGAGUUCGCAGACAUUGCUCUACUUGGACACCGAUGGAAAAUUGGUGGUGAAAAACUACCCGGACAUGUCCGUGGACGAGUGCGGAUGUAGAUGA
Messenger RNA from Melanaphis sacchari, 1080 nucleotides. Its product is annotated as protein decapentaplegic-like. Gene Ontology annotation, cellular component: extracellular region. The record is from RefSeq and is a predicted model, not a curated record. The coding region runs from base 1 to 1080 and encodes 359 amino acids. Gene Ontology annotation, molecular function: growth factor activity; cytokine activity. Gene Ontology annotation, biological process: SMAD protein signal transduction; BMP signaling pathway. Lineage: Eukaryota; Metazoa; Arthropoda; Insecta; Hemiptera; Aphididae. The transcript has 5 exons.